This is a messenger RNA of Leguminivora glycinivorella, 698 nucleotides long. RefSeq names its product zinc finger protein 614-like. The transcript has 4 exons. The record is from RefSeq and is a predicted model, not a curated record. Bases 195 to 698 code for a protein of 167 amino acids. Gene Ontology annotation, biological process: regulation of transcription by RNA polymerase II. Gene Ontology annotation, molecular function: DNA-binding transcription factor activity, RNA polymerase II-specific; RNA polymerase II cis-regulatory region sequence-specific DNA binding. Gene Ontology annotation, cellular component: nucleus. Lineage: Eukaryota; Metazoa; Arthropoda; Insecta; Lepidoptera; Tortricidae.
UCGAUAAGAAAUAUCUAUUUUAUAAUUCAAAACUACAGUGAUACGUCGAUAUUAAAAAAGUGUUGUAACAUUUAUUUACUUACCUGCAUGUGCUUACGCCAAUCGUUGUAUGGAAUGGAAUCUCAGAGCAUCCACAUCCUAAAGAAUAUUUCAAAAUAUGAUUUAUCCGUAGAACAUGAAUAGAUAUUACGUCCAUGGAUUUACCAAAGGAAUUAUAUGAUGCAGACCUAGUGACAGUGAAACUGGAACCAUCUUUUGAGGUCUUCCCUGACAGCGGACACGCUGCUCCGAGACACAGUGAGGACAUCAAGCUGGAAGACUGUUGUGUGCGUCUCGAGCGGAUUGCCGCGAGCGCUUUCGCCGGCAAGGACGAUGAUCAAGCAGGUCCACUAAAUAAAGCGCGCGGGAGCAGAAACGCAAUGUCUGUCAAGAACACAGCUUUUACAAAGAAGGAAUACCCAUGUCUAAUAUGCCACAAAGUUUUAACUUCCAAAGCUGUUUUAAAAACUCAUGUGUACAUACACACCGGGGAAAGACCUUACUCGUGUCUCAUUUGUAAAAAAGGAUUCACACAUAUAAGCAAUUUAAAAGUACAUGAAUUCACGCACACAGGGGAAAGACGUUACUCUUGCCAAAUAUGCCACAAGAAAUUUAGUUGCAGGAGUAACUUGAACGAUCAUGUAUAUAAAUGUAAAUAG